AUGCUAGAAGCAUUCUUCAAUCUUCGCAAGUACGAACUAUUGGGUAACACAGAAAUUAUGAUUGGAGCGUUGUCUAUCACUACAACAACAAUUCUUCUGCUUGUUGUUACCGGUACAAUUCGAUCGUGGGCACUACCGAAGAACGUGUGCAGAUCUCCUGUUGGCUUACAAUCGACAAGCAAACCAGCAACUGUCGUUGGAACUGGUACUGCUGCUUCGUGCAAUCAAGCUGCAUUGGUGGCCGCACUUUUGAAAGGUGGAAUCAUCACGUUCAACUGUGGAAACUCUGGAAUACCUGUGACCAUUCCUAUCACCAGCGAAUUGCAAGUUGCCAAAGGUGUUGAUACUCUGAUCGACGGAGGUGGUAUUGUGACAUUGGACGGGCAAGGAAAGACCAGAAUAUUUCGAUUCGAUCGCUUGUUUUAUGGAAAUGCAACACCAAUAUUUACCGUUCAACGACUUCGACUUAUCAACGGAUAUUGUCAAGACAAUGGCGGUGGAUGUGCUAUCUUACAAAAAAAUGGCGGCACAACUAAAAUUAUCAAUUGUGUCUUUGAGAACAACACAGGUGCUGUUACUGGUCAAGAUACAGCCGGUGGUGCCGUCUAG
Adineta ricciae is the source of this 609-nucleotide messenger RNA. The record is from the annotation of a GenBank genome assembly. Lineage: Eukaryota; Metazoa; Rotifera; Eurotatoria; Adinetida; Adinetidae.